UUCAGUUCCCGGCUCUCUAUCACCAGAAUCCACUGCACGGCACUCUAACAGCACAGUCCCUCAACACUAGAGCCACUCACCUCCUGACCUAAGUGGCUGCACUCUUCUUCCUCCCCUGCCUCCCUCGGCCCAGUCCUCUUCAAUGGAUCGCUCCCUUCGCCCUCUAUCCUCUCGCUGCCGUUCCUUUGGUCGACCUUCCCGCACACGAAUGUGAUCGUCAUGCAGUCUGCCAUCUUCACCUUGUUCCCCUCCCUCCUCUUUCUCCCUGCGUGUCCCCAACCUCUCAGGAGAUCUUGAGUAGCGUUCCUGACCUCUUCCUCCUUCCUCCCCAUCCCCAGACCUGCACACACACACACACACACACACACACAUUCCUCUACUUACUCCAGAAAACAGCUUACCUAUCGCUUCCUUUCCUGUCCCUGCCCCUUGCCUUUCUCUCGCUGUCACUUCCUUUCCUCUGUCUCCUCUGGAGCAACUUCUCGUCUUCCUCCUGUCUGCGACGCAGCUUUUCCUCAAUUUCCUUUUCCCUGCUGGCGGUGUCCACGGGCCGAGCUCCUCCAAACACACUCCCUUUCUCUCUCUCCUCUCGAAGCUCCCUCUCUUUCUGUGCCUUCUGCAUCUCUAUCAAAUGAGAACACUCCUGUAAGAGCAAGUCUCACCUCCUCUUCCUUUCCUGCUCUCUCUUUCUCCCUCAUCAUCUUCUGCUCUAUUUCCAUUUCGCGUGCCGCAGUAUCCACUGGCUGAGCAGCUCCAAAUAUGGCACUGCGGCCGUCAGUAGGAGCACUGUCGACUGGUCUGGAGCGAGGCUGCGGGGCCUACACCACUGGCUACUGACACUGCGAGAGAGGGGAACACACACCUGCAGCUGCAGUCUCGGUCUCUCCUGCGGCUCAGGCCUUCCCGGAGGGCUUCUGCCACGCCCAUAUCCAUCGUCAUAACGUGGUGGUCCCCUGCGAUCUUGCUCAUACCUACACAUUCCGACUUACUAUUCAAACAUACUGACUGUAUUAGCACUAUUUCUCAUAGUGAGUAAUACUGAUAGAUCUAAAUUAGGUAUAAUAUAUGUGUCAUUUGCUACAAACACGCAACGCAAAAUGCAACAGAAAAAGGAAAAACAAUUGGAAAAAAACAUUAAGUACAAGGUUUGAACUGGAGACCUAAAGCUGACAACAUCACUUUACUGCUGGUCCAAUCAAGGUGUAUGCCUCAACUUUGCUAAAACAACACAUUUGUUACACAGGACAGUUUGCCUGCUCCGUGAAAAAACAAAAACACGAAUACGUACCUUCCCUCCUGCCUUCUUCUUCCAUACCCUCCAUCGUAGUCACCAUAGUCCCUGCUGUUUUCAGGCCUAUAGAGAUGAAAAGAUAUUUGCUAAACAAGUAAUCACACCCACAACCUACCUUUCGUUCCAGCCUCCAGAACCAUAUCCUCGUCUCCCCCUGCCUUCAUACCCUCCUCUUCCUGCAUAUCCACCUCUCUCCUCAUACCCACCUCUUUCAUACCCUCCCCUUCCUUGAUCAUAAUUUCUCCUAUUGUCAUAGCCUCCUCCUCGGUAGUCAUCUCCAUACCUGAUGAACAGAACACAUCAGACAAUUAAAUAAGAAGCUCUUCACCAUUUUCAGAUGUAUCCAUCAUGUCAUAACAACCUUGCUUCAAUUACUACACAUCAGUAAAGUGCCUUGAAUCAAUGGAAAGGUUUGUGCACACAAGUCACUAUCACACGAUGCAUAUCUGCCGUGAAAUAUCAGUGACCCACCCUCUCCCUCGCUCGUAGCGAUCUCCAAAAGUAGGUCCAUUCUGGUAGUCCCUGGGACCAGGAGGGGAGUGGCCAUCGUCUCCGGAGCCUCUUCGCCAGUCGCUUUCUGUCCGAUCGUCUGAGUCUCUCCGGAACCUUUCUCUCCCUCCGUCUCCAUCUGUACACAAAAAACCACUUUGCGCUCAACAUACUGAAUAGUCCGGAGGCCAAGUGCUAGACAGUAAAUCAUUGGACCUGAGUGUGAAUCACACAGUCGACGUUUUUAAUUACUUUUUUACCACCGUUGCCACUUUCUGGCCACUAUCAAAUUGCAUAUCAACCCACCGGCAGAUUUGGAGGUUGCCAAAUCAAUGGUCACCGAGCGAUUCUUCAAUGUCUGAAACAAAAAGAACACAAUGGGACAAGUGGGUGUGGUCAUUACAUCAUCACCUCUCCGGUGAGCUCGAGUGCAUCCAGUAUGGCUGCAACACUCUCCAGCUCUGCGUAACCGAACCCUUUCAGUCUGCUCGUCCCACUGUCAGUUGGUAGUCUCACCUCCUUCACCUGCUCCAACCAAUGCUGAAUGAGAGAAACAAUCAGGAGAUAACACACCGUCAGGUUCUUUCUCCCAAAGAAGUGCACAAUGUCGUCUUCAUUGCAUUCAUAGGAGAGGUUUCCAAGGUACACAGUGUAGGGAGGAGCCUUAGGCAGACGACCCCGGUCAAUAUUCCUGGCUUGAGCCUUGCGAGGAGCACUCGGCAGCUGAGAGCGGUCAAACUCCCCUCCUCCCUGCCAGGUUGUGGUAACCUCUGGCACAGAGAGAAACACCAUUACCAGUUCACCUGUUGCACCCUUUACUUGCCUACCUUCUGCAUCCCCUCUCUCGUCCAUGGCGUCAGCCCAGCUGUCUGUACGCUUUGGAGGGUCUUUGGAGGAGUAUUUGCUCCCAAUACUGGGGCGUGCCAGGAAGUCAUUCAGGGACUGCGUCUUGUUCGACUUCUGCUUCUUCUGUUUCUUCUUCUUCCCGCUGGAAGCUGAGUUUAGAGGUCAGUAGCCAGUCACAAAUGAUAAACGGUGGCUUUUCACAAACCUGCCUCCUCCUUCGGGAGCUCCAUGUCCUGGUUCGGAUUCACAACAACUACCUCUAGCUACUGUCACACACACGCACAAAAUGUGCGCGACAAAAAGCCAUGUGGUGGAGCACACGUGAUAGUCAUGUGCUCGUUCUCCCCGCGCCCCCAAUUUUGUGCUGCUGCGGGCAAGUUAGUGGUACUGUACUAGUGUGCAGGGAGCUCCUCUGUGCUGCGGGUGUGGACCUAACGAUGGCCGAUAGAAAAGCCGAAAUAGAUCUAAAACGUAAGAAGUUGGAGGAACUAAGAAAAAGCCGUGAACAAAAGAAGAGCGAGACUGCGAAUAAGGCGCUCCUAACUCGAGGGAGUCCUUCCAGCCGCACCAAAUCCCCAGACCCACUUUCCAAGGAGAGAGACGAUGUAAAUAAACUUGUCAGUGAUCUGAUUGGAGGGUCCCCCCCUGCCACCAAACCCUCCUCCACUCCGUCUGUGCUGGCGAAGUCUCCAGGAGAGGUUGCUGCUUCUCCUGCAGCUGGCACUCCAGCGCCAGCUUGCAAGAGGAAGACCAAGUUGGUGAUAGAGGCCCUGGCGCCUGUCGUGAUCAGACCAAAGGAAGUCGAGGUCUACGUAAAGAGUACACAAACUGACAUGGUUUCCAUGGAGCCCCAGAGGAAUGAUGCCGAAGAUGAGGACGCGCUGGUGGUGGAAGUGGUCUCAGCCAAAUCUCUUCCAGCUGCCACCGAGCCCGACAAGGACAAGGUCCAGACACACCCCCUAUGCAUGGAGAUGUCUGCAGAGCAGCGUGACAAGAUUGUUGCGAGCGAUGAAUUCCUGACAUUCUUUGACCGAGCGUCACGACUGGUGGAGCGAGCGUUGACCAAACCUUCUGAUAUAUUGUUUGAUUAUGUAUCGGGGAGUGGAGAGGAUGGCAGAGACGCCCUAGGGAGUCUGAAGGCAGUGAAGAAGAAGGUGUUUGUUGAUGAGAGAUGGAGUCAGAGCCGCAUCGUGACUGCCAUGGAUUGGUCCAGCUAUCACCCGGAGCUUCUCCUAGUCAGCUACUUCACCAAUACCAACAUUCCUCAUGAUCCAGACGGUGUGGUCCUCAUGUGGGACCUCAAGUUCCAGAAAGAUACACCAGACUACAUCUUCAACUGCCAGAGUGCAGUCAUGUCUGUUGCGUUCAGUAAAUUCCACCCUAGCUACAUAAUUGGAGGGACUUACUCAGGCCAGCUAGUACUGUGGGACAUCCGCAUUGGGAAGAGGACACCAGUGCAGCGAUCUCCUCUCUCCUCCUCAUCUCACACACACCCAGUCUACUGCCUGGAUGUCGUGGGCACUGAGAAUGCUCACAACCUCAUAUCUGCCUCCAACGAUGGCCGGCUCUGCUCAUGGAACCUCGACAACCUCUCACAGCCUCAGGAGAGCCUGGAACUAGCUAGCAGAGGAGCAAAACAGGUUGCUGUCACUUCUCUCUCAUUCCCCUCAAAUGAUGUGAACAAGUUCAUUGUUGGCAGUCAAGAGUGUGCAGCUUACCAGGGUCAGCGUCAUGGUAGCAAGCCAGGUCUGGCGGUCCAGUUUGAUGGCCACCAUGGACCAGUUACAGCUGUCAGCUGCCACAGAGCCACUGGGGGACAGACUGAUCACUCCCACCUCUUCCUGACCUCCUCCUUCGACUGGACUGUCAAGUUGUGGAGUACCAAGUUACAGAACGAGCAGCAGUUAACAAGCAAGACCGGCACACCUCUGUGCUCCUUUGAGAACAACAGUGACUAUGUGUAUGAUGUCCAGUGGAGCCCCACUCAUCCUGCUGUGUUUGCCAGCGUCGAUGGAGAAGGAAGGUUGGAUUUCUGGAAUAUCAACACUGACAUUGAGGUACCUACACUGACGGAAAACCUGGAUACUUGUCUCUCCAAACUACACUGGGCUCCCAACGGCCACUAUGUUGCUGUGGGAGACUGUGAGGGAAAGGUUCAUAUCUUUGAAGCAGGAGAGGCCCUGUAUUCCCCAGCUCCUGAUGAGAGUGCCAGGGUCCAGGCAACACUGCUGGACCUGCAGGAAGCUCAGGACUCUAGUAUGACCGUCCUCUGAACUAAUUAGGAGGCGCGGUCUGCAAGCAGACCCCGCCCCUUCGUUUAGUCAAUCAGCAUCAUUUUGUGUUAUUAUAGCGUGUAAUGUUUUCAUUGGCCGGAGGAGAGAGAGGCGGGGAAAGCUGGGGUUUAGAGGCGGGAAGUGCGCCGUGCUAGCUAGCAGUAUUCAGGGACUUGGCAUGGCUGGAGUUGGCCCGGGCAACCAACUCAGGAGUAGAUCGCAAGCUCCGCAGAGUAUGAAAGAGGCGAAACAGCCGGAGUCGACACAGGGAGCGGUAGACAAGAAAGAGCCUUCCAAGAUGAACAGGAGUGGUGAAAUGGUGGCGUUUUUCUGCUUUUUAGGGAUAUUUAUUUCAUACUUCGUCUAUGGUCUGCUUCAGGAGAAGAUAACGAGGAAAACGUUUGAUGGAGAAAAAUUUCACUUCUUCAUGUUCCUUGUAGGCUUCCAGUGCGUUGUAAAUGCCUGCAUUGCUAGGGCUGUGAGUUGGUACCAGGAAAUUGCAGUCUCCCUAAAGCCGUACAGACUUUACCCCAUACUGUCAGUCUCAUAUGUUGGAGCCAUGGUUGCCAGCAACAGUGCAUUAGCCUACAUCACCUACCCCACUCAGGUUUUGGGCAAGUCAGCCAAGCCCAUUCCUGUCCUCAUUCUAGGUGUUGUUCUUGGGAAGAAGCACUACCCAGCCAUGAAGUACCUCAUAGUCCUCUUAAUAGUGGUAGGUGUGGCUGUGUUUCUCUACCGGGAUGACAACCAGAAGGCAACGAAUGAAGUCCACUCUUGGAGGCUGUUCCACUUUCUGGGUCUUGGAGAGCUGCUGGUGUUUCUCUCCCUCACUCUGGAUGGAGUCACUGGAGCCAUCCAGGAGCGACUGCGACAGAGUUAUGACAACUCUGCCUACCACAUGAUGUUUGCUGUGAACGUGUAUGCCUGUUUCUACCUGGGAGCAGCUUGUCUCCUCAGUGGGGAAGGACUGGAGGCAGUUGGCUUCAUCUUCAGGCAUCCAGAAGUGUCCCUCAACCUAGCAGCUUUCUCUCUAGCAAGUGCAGUAGGUCAGCUUUUUAUCUUCACAACAAUCACUCACCUGGGCCCCCUUACCUGCUCCAUCUUCACUACCACGCGCAAAUUCUUUACAAUCUUGGCAUCUGUUCUUCUCUUCGCAAACCCACUUCUUCUCCGCCAGUGGGUUGGCGUGAUUCUGGUGUUCCUGGGCCUCCUGCUCGAUGCCUUCUAUGGCAAGUCCUCUAAACCAGAGCAAGAAAAAGUCAAGGGCAAUGGCAUUCCUCAGGCACCAAGUUCAACUGUCUAGCACUCAUUUGUAUAAUAUAUAAUAUUAUUAUCAUCAUAAAUCAAUUCUAAUAAAAGCAGUGUUCAAUGUUGUAUAUACAUGGGGUUAUGUAACAGGUCCAGUUGCUAGGAUUCGGCACAUCUGACUACUGCUCUGAGGUCGUGGGAUGGCAGACAUGGCUCUCCUCCCUCUCCCACCUGGGAAUGAGCGGUAGACGGAUGCAGAUUUCUGCCUCAUCAGCCGUAUGGUGGCUGGGGCUGAUUGUGUGCGUUGGCGGAAGGUGUGCAGUGGCCUGGGGUUCUCAAAGGGAUCUUCAUAGUCAAACACAGAAUGUCGAGCCCGAAGGUCAAAAGUGUUUCUGCGAUAGCCUUCCUCACCAUGCCAACCAACAGCUGCAUGUUCAGUUGGAACACUAGUGUGGCCUCCCCACACCAGUCUUGUACAACCUGCAUGCAGAAAUACUUCAGAUACUGUUUGGAGUAACAUGCACACAUCACCUGCUCCUUCUUUCUGUCUGGCUGUAAGGUAAGCAGUAGCUUCACUGCUGGCACAAAACUUGUCAAUGACUCUGCCUUGCAUUGAAACCUCUUGUUCUUGCUUUCUGGUGACGAAAGGUGGUAGUCCUUUUCGCUUGAAGUAGCUGGAGACAUGUUUGUCGGAUUGGGCCUUGAACUGCGGAAUACCGAUGUUCAUGGAGGGAAACGUUCUGUCUGUUUCAUCGUUGGCGAGGUGACUCACACAUACGCCGUCCAGCACGAACCCUUGCUCCAGUUGCUUCUGUCUAUAUCUUUCAGGACUUUGAUAAGUAAAUUUUGUAGAACUGCUGAAGCUGACGCGUCUCUUGUUCUUCAUCCGCUUUUCAUCGGGGCUUGUGCUCGACGUCGUCUUUUUCGCUUCCAUCGUCUCUUAGGCUUGGAGAAACCGGCUGAAGGCGGGGCU
This is a messenger RNA of Geodia barretti, 7120 nucleotides long. The record is from the annotation of a GenBank genome assembly. NCBI's taxonomy places the organism in Eukaryota, Metazoa, Porifera, Demospongiae, Tetractinellida, Geodiidae.